AUGGUUUUACCUCCUCCUGACAAGCAGCAUGUGUGACAAGCUACCAUCGUCAUUGUGACCAGCAUGGACACUUACCUGGUGGCACAGAACCAGGGUCCACGUAAGAUUGGCAUUUGCAUCAUUGUAUUAGUAGGGGACAUUUGCUUCCUCAUAGUUCUGUGCUAUGUUGCUGUUUGGGUAGGAACUGAGGUGAGGACUGCGAAGCAUGGCUAUGCCAUGAUCAUCUAGUUCCUUUAUAUCUUUGUUCUGGAGAUAAAACUCUACUUUGUUCAUGAAAACUACAAAGCCAAGCAGCAGGCUGUGGAGACCGUCACUGAGAAAGCUUUGACUCUGCUGCUUUCAGUUUGUGUUCCAGGGCUGUAUUUUGUCCUGGUGGCCCUGGACAGCAUGGAGUAUGCAAGAACUUUUCAGAAGAAAGAAGAUAUGUAAGGUCAGUUGUUUUGGGUGGCACUCAACUUGCUGGACGUACUGGACAUCCAGGCCAACUUGUGGGAACUGCAGCUAACAGGACUACCCAUCUGGGCCAAGGGCUACUGUUACAUUCUUCCGCUGAUUCUGCCUUGUGUAUCUCUCAGCGAGAUCAGUAUGCAAGUUGAACACAUAUCCCGAAAGAUGGUGAUGCUUUACCCGGUCCUCAGCCUUGUCACCAUUAACAUUGUUACCAUUCUCAUCCGUGCGGUCAACAUGGUGCUUUUCCAAGAUAGCCAAGUCUCUACAACUUUUAUUAGCAAGAAUCUAGUGGCCUUAGCCACCAAAGCCUGCACAUUCUUGGAGUAUCAUUGACAGGUUAAGGAAUUCCUGCUACAAGACCCCGUAACCAUCACUAUGGAGAUCCAGCAGAACUCAGGGACACACAUUCAAAAGCUGCUAAAUCCUAACAUGAGCUUUCCAGAAGAGCCAUCAUCCCCCAUGAGUUCAGUGAUGUGA
Neoarius graeffei (lesser salmon catfish) is the source of this 927-nucleotide messenger RNA. It is a transcript of the gene tmem121aa, whose product is annotated as transmembrane protein 121Aa. The record is from RefSeq and is a predicted model, not a curated record. NCBI's taxonomy places the organism in Eukaryota, Metazoa, Chordata, Actinopteri, Siluriformes, Ariidae.